AUGCAGGACACUUCUGCCUUCAUUUCAUUAGAUGGCAUAGGGGAUGCGGCUGAUCUGAAUUCACUAGCUUCCAUUGCUCUUCUUGGGGCGGAUGCUCCAUUCGUCUCAACCUCAGAAAAUCGGCCACAAGGAACUCCUGGAGAAGUGAGCUCAAAAGUAGAUGAAUGCGAUAAAUACCGAAAUACAAAUGCUCCAAAUUUCCACCUGGGCUGUUCCACUAGACAACCCUUGGUGUCUCCGCUGGGGUUUUCUGGCAGCAAACUUCUGGGGUCAUCUGCUUCGCCUGCACAGACGAACUUAGACUGUGCGCUAUCUGCAGCUGGAGCGGGCAAUUCCCCAAACAGACCUAUCUCUCCCAGCCUGGGACAUCAAGCAGAGCUUUGCAAGAAUACCUUGGAAGCGCAACACUUUAUCCCCGUUACGUGCACCGGCAACAACUGCGGGGCUGCUUGUUCUAAUUUUUGUAGCGUAGAGGUGCACAGCGAAAAAGGAUCCUCCUGGGGAGUCAUUGAAGAACAGCAACAACGGCUAGAGUGUUUGCAACAAGCCAUAAACUACUGUGAAGAAAGAAGCAGCAUGGGACGCACCCUCCGGUCUCGUGAGGCCGCCGUUCGCGCUCGGUUACUACAUGAAAGAUUGGAGCAACAAAUGCACAUGCAGAAACAGAGGCAACAAAGAAACAACGAUUUAAUCAAUGAAGCUGUAGGGUUUUCUCUCGAAAAAACAGUCGAUCCACACCGUCCUGCAGCUGAGCGUCUCACUGUCUGUCUGACUGCUUUACGCAAGCACAUGCAGAGGUCGCUGUCUCCUUCAACUUUCGCCACCGUCUCUACAACUCCAGGACUAGGUGGGACGUGGCCUUUGCCCUGCGUACUGUCUUCGCAGAAGAAAUAUGAGGAACAGCAUGCUGAGGAACAUGGCUGCAAUUUGCGAAGUACCACCACUAAUCCGGCAGGGUUAUACGCUAGGGAAGAGAAGCUCAAGAGAAAGCAACCUGAGGCGAAGAGCAAGGGGUCCAACUGUCUUGCUGCUGUGUUGUACAAAGGGCCAGAAGAUGCUUCUGCUGGGCGCGAACUUGUACAGACACGAGCAACACUCCUGCUUCAACAGGAGCAGGGCGACAGUAACUCCUUGCAGCAGCUACUUUCCCUUGAAGGAGAAGUACGCGGACGCAUGGCGACGCUGGGCGAAGAAGGAUGCUGCGUACCAAUUGGAACAGGAGAUAUCUGUGGAGAACGUACAGAGCACAAGGAACAACGCAGUGCACACACACCCAUACCAGAGGAGACGUCAGAGGUCCACAGAAAGUGGACGCUUCCUCAGUCCCCACCGCAGCGCCUGAUUGCUCAUUCGCAAUUAUGCUGUAGCAGCAGCUUAAUAACACACAAAGAAGGCCAGUCAAAGGGAACCGAAGCUGCAGCAACUUCCAAGGAUCUUGUAAGCAACGAACCACAGACAACCUUUGGAGAACAGCAGUGGCAUAAUCUUGCUCGCCAGGUGUUUCUGCUGCAACAAAUGCUCUUGCAGAGGGAUUCACAUGGAAGACAGAUAUCGCGCAAAAAGCAUAGUUGCCGGCGGCAUAUUUGCACAAAAGCAUCUCCAAAGGCUUGCCUUACAGCGACAGAUGCAGUUGGUAGCUGCCGUAGAGUUCAUCCUGAAGCGGCACAAAUGGAAACAAACUCCCCGCCAACAAGCGCAGCAAAUAAUGCAGUUUCAAUGGAACCGAACAUGAAAAACGUGGAUAUAGAUAUGGAGCCAGAUGCACAGGCUGCGGCGACUACAAAACUACGUUCUGGCGUUGAAUGCACGCUUGAUAAGCAGCGGCAGCAGCUAAAUAAGCAGAAGAUGCAAAAAGAGCAGUGCGAGCGGGAGAAUUCAAAGCCGAGUGCUGCCAACAAUGAGUUUUGCCACGAGGUUCUGGAAAGCAGCACUCUGCAGUCAUUUUCCAAUUUGCGGUCUCAUGAUUUGUCAAGCACUGCAAAUGCUCUCGGCAGCGUGUGCAACAAUGGCAGCAAAAGUAGUUGCCGGGGUUCAGACGCUGUGCACCAAGUGCGCAGCAGGGCGGGGACACCCGUGGCAUCCGUCAACCCGCCACUCCGACAAGACCGCAUGGUUACCAGGGCUGCACAAACAUCAACUGUGGCACAGCUCUUUAGGAAUGCAGAACAAACAGCAUCCACCACCAAUGGCAAAAGUAACGCCUCUGGGGACUUCUUUGGGACUUCCGCUCUCAAGACUACCUACUAG
Messenger RNA from Eimeria necatrix, 2247 nucleotides. RefSeq lists its product as hypothetical. The transcript is spliced from 2 exons. The coding region runs from base 1 to 2247 and encodes 748 amino acids. NCBI's taxonomy places the organism in Eukaryota, Apicomplexa, Conoidasida, Eucoccidiorida, Eimeriidae. The record is from RefSeq and is a predicted model, not a curated record.